Molecule: messenger RNA, 1521 nt
Organism: Lasiodiplodia theobromae
Lineage: Eukaryota; Fungi; Ascomycota; Dothideomycetes; Botryosphaeriales; Botryosphaeriaceae
Product: AMP-binding domain protein
Exons: 6
Coding region: 1-1521 (506 amino acids)
Source: RefSeq, a predicted model, not a curated record
AUGUCCGGCGCGUUGCUGCGACUGCAGAACCUCGCUGCGCAGCUCUUCCCCUCAUCUACUACUCCCUCGGCUAAGGGCAACACCAGCUCCAACCAUGAAACUAGCAACGUGCAGGAGUACAACCACCGCUACAACUUCCACACGCUCUCGCCCACCAGCUUCUUGCCGCGUGCGGCAGCCAUAGAACCAAAUGCCGAAGCGAUCUAUCACGUCACGGCUAACGGCCGCACCUUGCGGCGUACGUACGAAGAGGCAGCAGAUCGCGCCCGCGGACUGGCUUAUUUCCUGAAAAAGCAUGCCUACAAGCGUGUCGGUAUACUCGCGCCCAACACCCCGGCUUUCCUAGAAAGUUUCUUCGGCAUCGCAGCGGCGGGUGCAGUGAACAUUGCCGUCAACUACCGUCUCAAACCGGAGGACAUAUCUUACAUCUUCCAGCACUCGGACGCGGAAAUUAUCAUCGUCGACGCCGAAUUCGUAUCAUUGCUCGAUGGCUACCGCUCUUGCAGACCCUCGGUCCCGAUUCUCGUCGACACGGACACGGAUGCCACUGAGGGCGAGUUAAGUGGGCCUUUCGAUGAAGCUGUGCUUGAGGGUCUGCAAUACGAUAAGCAGCAGGGCGACAAGGGCUGGUCUGGCUUAGAGGCGCAGGCAGCUCACGAGGACGACGUCAUUGCUUUGGCGUAUACUAGCGGGACGACGGCGCGGCCCAAGGGCGUUGAGUACACGCAUCGGGGUGCGUAUCUGGCCGCAAUUGGCAACGUGGUGGAGAGCGGGUUGAACUUCCAUAACGGCAGAUGCAGGCUGGACGUUUCCUUGGGCCGUGACAGCGUGCAUGUCUAUGGAAUGACUGAGACGUACGGGCCUAUCACGAAGGGAUAUCACAUGCCUGAAUGGGAGGAGUUACCUCUGAAGGAAAAGUAUGCAAGGAUGGCGCGGCAGGGUCAUGCUUUCGUAACGAGCCUUCCCAUCCGCGUGAUUAAGACGGAACUUCCAGAGGGGCAGAUUGUCGACGUGGAGAAGAACGGGACUGAAAUCGGAGAAAUCGUUUUCGCUGGGAAUAUCUGCUCCAAGGGUUACUACAAAGACCCCGAAGCCACCAGCAAGUUGUUCGCUGGCGGCGUGCUGCACUCGGGCGACCUGGCGGUAUGGCAUCCUGACGGCGCGCUCCAAAUUUUGGACAGGGCGAAAGACAUCAUCAUCAGCGGUGGCGAGAACAUAUCCUCUGUAGCGUUGGAGAGCAUGCUUGUGACUCAUCCGGAUGUCUUGGAAGCUGGUGUCGUUGCUGUCCCAGACUCUCACUGGGGCGAAAGGCCAAAGGCGUUCAUUACCGUCAAGCAGGGCAAGGCACUGAACGGCGAAGACGUCAUCGCGUGGGCCAAGAACCACAGUGCGAUCAGCAAAUUCAUGGUGCCACGGGAGGUGGAGGUGGUGGGAGAGCUUCCGAAGACGUCGACGGGGAAGGUUAAGAAGAACGUGCUGCGGGAGUGGGCGAAAGGAGCGGACAGAUCGGCGGCGAGGUAA